Messenger RNA from Lottia gigantea (owl limpet), 249 nucleotides. RefSeq lists its product as hypothetical. The transcript has 2 exons. Lineage: Eukaryota; Metazoa; Mollusca; Gastropoda; Lottiidae. The annotation marks the transcript as partial. Gene Ontology annotation, biological process: protein localization to membrane. The record is from RefSeq and is a predicted model, not a curated record. Gene Ontology annotation, cellular component: membrane.
UCUGGUUAUUUCUGUGCAAGAUUAUAUAAAACUAUGAAAGGUAUACAAUGGAAGAGUGCAGCAUUCCAAACGGCCAUGUUUUAUCCAGGAAUGGUGUUUGGUGUUUGUUUCUUGAUCAAUUUCUUCCUCUGGGGCAAACAUUCAUCUGGAGCAGUACCAUUUACAACUAUGUUAGCUCUACUAUGUUUAUGGUUUGGUAUUUCCACACCAUUGGUAUAUCUGGGAUUUUAUUUUGGUUUUAGGAAACAG